ACGCUGCAGGCAGGCUCGUGCUCUUUGAGCUUAUUUAUGGUUUUCAUGCCAUUGUAGGGCACUUGGGGGCAGAGAUGGGUGAACAAGCAGCAGCAGCUCUGAUUACACCAUCCAUGCUGGAAGAGGAGGAGCAGCUGGAGGCAGCAGGGAUGGAGAAGGAGAGGGAGAUGCUGGAAAAGGCUCGCAUGUCCUGGGACAGAGACUCCAGUGAAAUGCGCUACAAGAGACUUCAACACUUGCUUGAAAAAAGCAACAUAUAUUCAAAAUUCUUGCUGACCAAAAUGGAACAGCAGCAACUGGAGGAGCAGAAAAGGAAAGAGAAAUUAGAAAAAAAGAAAGAAAUGUUAUUAAAAGCGGCAACGAGUCAGAAUCUAACUGAUGAAAAAGAGGAGAAAUCUGCUGUGAAGAAAAAAAGAGGAAGAGAAGAUGAAACCUAUUACAUUUCAGAAGUCAUGUCCAAAGAGGAAAUCUUGUCAGUGGCCAAAAAAAGCAAAGUAGAAAAUCAGGAUGAAAGCUCUUCUAACAAACUGUGUGCAGAAGACCUACAGAAAAAUGGAGAUUCUAAUAGUGUCAUUAAAGAUAGGUUGUCGCAAGCUGUACGACAUAAUGCCAAGCACUUCCUUGAUCCAGUACGGAAAUUUAAUGGGCAGCCAAUACCCUUUCAACAGCCAAAGCUUUUUUCAGGAGGUGUUAUGAGGUGGUACCAAGUUGAAGGCAUGGAAUGGCUCAGGAUGCUUUGGGAAAAUGGCAUUAAUGGCAUUUUGGCUGAUGAAAUGGGACUGGGAAAGACAAUCCAAUGUAUUGCUACAAUAGCACUGAUGGUAGAGAGAGGAGUCCCUGGACCAUUCUUAGUAUGUGGUCCCUUGUCUACUCUUCCUAACUGGAUGUCCGAGUUCAAGAGAUUCACUCCAGAGAUUCCCAUAAUGCUGUAUCAUGGAGCCCAGCAGGAACGUCGUAAAUUGGUUCAAAAAAUUCACAGGCGAGAAGGUUCACUGCAAAUUCAUCCUGUGGUCAUUACCUCGUUUGAAAUAGCCAUGAGAGACAGAAAUGCCUUGCAGCAUUGCUUCUGGAAGUAUCUGAUAGUGGAUGAAGGACAUAGGAUUAAGAACAUGAACUGUCGUCUUAUCAGGGAAUUAAAACGGUUUAAUGCUGACAAUAAACUUCUGUUAACUGGUACUCCCUUACAAAACAACUUGGCUGAACUCUGGUCACUACUUAACUUCCUGCUGCCAGAUGUAUUUGAUGACUUGAAAAGCUUUGAGUCCUGGUUUGACAUUACAAGCAUUACAGAAAUUGCUGAAGAUAUUGUUGCUAAAGAAAGGGAGCAGAACAUCUUACACAUGUUGCACCAGAUUUUGACGCCUUUCUUAUUGAGAAGACUGAAAUCUGAUGUAGCUCUUGAGGUUCCUCCUAAACGAGAAGUUGUGGUGUAUGCACCACUGGCAAAGAAACAAGAAACCUUCUAUACUGCUAUUGUAAAUCGGACCAUUAAAAAGCUGCUCGGAAACAAUGAGGAAGAGGUAGUCGAGUUGAGUCCUACAGGACGACCAAAGCGUCGGAGUCGAAAAACGGUUGAUUACCGUGAUCUAGAUGGUGAUACACCUGAUGAGCUGGAAAAACUGAUCAGCAAAAUGCAAGAGGAAGUAGAAAAAAGGCCAGUGAUAGAAAUGACCAUUCCUACGGAUUCAGAAAUCAACCUUAAACUGCAGAAUAUUAUGAUGUUACUGAGAAAAUGUUGUAACCAUCCAUAUCUCAUUGAAUAUCCACUGGAUCCUGCCACACAGCAAUUUAAGGUUGAUGAAGAUCUAGUGAAGAAUUCAGGCAAAUUCCUACUUUUGGACCGGAUGCUGCCAGAACUGAAAAAGAGAGGUCACAAGGUGUUGCUAUUCUCACAAAUGACACUGAUGUUGGACAUUUUGAUGGAUUAUUGCUAUCUGCGGAAUUACAAAUUUAGUCGUUUGGAUGGAUCCAUGUCCUAUACAGAGAGAGAAGAAAAUAUGCAUAAAUUUAAUACAGAUCCUGAAGUUUUCAUAUUUUUAGUGAGUACACGGGCUGGAGGCCUGGGCAUUAAUUUGACUGCAGCAGACACUGUCAUCAUCUAUGAUAGUGACUGGAACCCCCAGUCUGACCUUCAGGCCCAAGACAGGUGUCACAGAAUUGGUCAGACAAAGCCAGUUGUUGUUUAUCGCCUCGUGACAGCAAAUACUGUUGACCAGAAGAUUGUGGAGAGAGCUGCUGCCAAAAGGAAGCUAGAGAAGUUGAUUAUUCAUAAAAAUCAGUUUAAAGGUGGUAAAUCUGGGUUAAUCCAAACAAAGGGCUGCUUGGAUCCUAAGGAAUUAAUGGAAUUACUGAAAUCCAGGGACUAUGAAAGAGAGGUUAAAGGAUCCAGAGAGAGAAUAAUCAGUGACAAAGAUCUAGAGUUACUGCUGGAUAGAAGUGAUCUUAUUGACCAAAUGAAAAAGUCUGAAUCAGUUGAAAAAGAAAAAGUGGGAGUGUUCAAGGUCCUAGAAGAUUCUGAAGACUCCAGUGCAGAAUGUGUAUUUUGAAGCGUGACUGGCUUCUAAAAGUACAGCCCAAACUUCUUGGGACUAACAGCAGACCUUGUAAGGCCAUCAUUUACAUAUAGUGACUCUUGAUUACGCUGAUUUUUUUUUUUUUUUUCAAAGCCUGGUUCAAAUCUUUUUUUACUUUUCAGUGAGUUGUAACACGUCAGGUAGCAUACUUCAUGUUGUAGCAUACCUAAAAAUUUCAUAUGUGUGAACCUCACAUGAAGAAUUACGAAAAUGAACAUGUUUCAGAUGUUUAGGUAGCUUGUGUGAUCCAGUGACACACUGCCAGGUUUGUACAAAAUCUUCCUGUGGAAGUCUUGCGAAUUUUUUUUUAUUUUUCUCUCGAAUGUGACCUAAUGUGUCAAUUAUGAUUUUAUUGGGAAAGGGAAGAGUGUCUAGUACAUUUGUUUACAAACAAUCGUGUAACUUCAGUUUUAAAUUUUGCAAAAUAUUUUGCUAAUAAAUUUGUCCAUUUUGUCAUGUAA
Messenger RNA from Terrapene triunguis (Three-toed box turtle), 3034 nucleotides. RefSeq names its product helicase, lymphoid specific (gene HELLS). Gene Ontology annotation, molecular function: ATP binding; ATP-dependent chromatin remodeler activity; chromatin binding. Gene Ontology annotation, biological process: pericentric heterochromatin formation; lymphocyte proliferation; DNA methylation-dependent constitutive heterochromatin formation. NCBI's taxonomy places the organism in Eukaryota, Metazoa, Chordata, Testudines, Emydidae. The transcript is spliced from 21 exons. Gene Ontology annotation, cellular component: nucleus; pericentric heterochromatin. The coding region runs from base 75 to 2546 and encodes 823 amino acids. The record is from RefSeq and is a predicted model, not a curated record.